AUGCGAGUCGGACUCCGUUUGCACACAGGCAAUCACUGUAACCAGCUCUACACAUCCGGCCUGGGGUCCUCCUCAGCAACACCCUUCCAAGAUGGCAGCCAACAGCAGCAGCACGGGUAGCAAGUCCAGCAGCAGCGCCGGAGGAAAACAGCCCGGCCCUUCGGCCGAACAGGUGGUGGCAACAUUUCAGAGGAUGCGUCAGGAACAACGCAGUAUGGCUUCUAAAGCUGCGGAGCUGGAGAUGGAGAUCAACGAGCACAGCUUAGUAAUUGACACGCUCAAGGAAGUGGAUGCUUCGAGGAAAUGCUUUCGUCUAGUAGGAGGAGUGUUGGUGGAGAGAACAGUAAAAGAAGUUCUACCAGCCUUGGAAAACAACAAAGAACAGAUCUCCAAAAUAAUCGAGUCCAUCAACACACAGAUGCAGGCGAAAGGACGGGAACUCACAGAGUACAGGGAACGAUACAACAUCCGGUUGGUGGGAGAGGGUGAAGGAGAGGCACAGGGCCAGUCAGCAGCGUCCUCCGGGGACAGCGAAGGAGGCGGGUCCAAAAGCGGUGCUGGCGUUUUAGUGUCAUAGUUUAUGAUAAUAUAGGGCGACAGAGGGGCCUUAUGAUUUCUGCAGUACUGAAAACAUAGUUGGAGUCACAAAAUCUGGGUUCAAAAACUGAACUCUUUACACGAUAACUUUGGAUUUGGAGAUGAUUGAAAUUUCUGCUUAACAUAAUACCCUUGGUAUUGAAGUCAUUUGCAACAGGCACAGAUUCAAAGUGUACAUAGUGCUCUGCUUACGUAUGUUCAGUGUGAAUGCUAGUGUGUGUAAAAAGUCAAGUUGUUUCUCGCAUUUGCCUUUCAGUAAAGCUGAAAUAUUGUGGCUUAAAGUCAACUUUUAAUACAGCCUCCUAAUACUCUCAGUUUAAGUCUUACUCUCAUCUACACAAGUGAGUAAUUAUUAUUUUACCGUCUCAGAUUACAGAAAAUAUCAUUACCCACGUAAAAUAUAAUUGCCAGGGUGCUGGAUUGGAAGUUCAAAGUUUAAAAAAACAUAAAAAAACAAAAAAGUCAAACACCUAGUACAUACAGGACAAGCUAGAUCUCAUUGCAGUUUUAAGUAAACAAGCUUUUGCAUUUUGUAAACUUCAGAUUUUGGACUAACAACUUAAAAAAUUAGUAAAAAAAGAAAAAAAAAAAAGCUGAUUUCAUGGGGCCCUAAAGUAGGUUGAAGUCGUGCAAAAAGUCACCCUUGCCGAGGCAGAACAGGUCCUGGAAGGCAUUUUGACAACACGUGAACACGAAAAAAGAGGUUAUACUGUAAACAUGUCACUAUAGAUCAAAAUUAUUCUGCCAGCUUUUCCCACCCUCUCCCUGUGACACAUUUUAUGCACGACUCGGAAAACUGCCUUCAUAAGCCAUGCAUUGAAAGGCUGCUGGUGUGUAUUCAUUUAAUGCUGAUGUGGGGUCGCUUCAUGUUCACACUGUGACUCCAUGAAAACACGAUAUAGCUUGUUAUAUUCUUUUUGAUCUGUAGCACAUGCUUGAGCUUGGAAUGGUUAGGUUACAUUGUUAACACGGUCUAAACUGAGGAAAUGCCUCCUAGGACCUGAUGGGUCCUGUCCACACUGUUCAUGUAGUUGUAAGGACAAAAAUGUUUUUUGUUAAUGGUCAUGAAUUAAAGAAUGUCACAAUUGUG
This is a messenger RNA of Xiphias gladius (swordfish), 1687 nucleotides long. RefSeq names its product prefoldin subunit 2 (gene pfdn2). Gene Ontology annotation, biological process: protein folding. Gene Ontology annotation, molecular function: protein folding chaperone. The record is from RefSeq and is a predicted model, not a curated record. The transcript is spliced from 4 exons. Bases 92 to 577 code for a protein of 161 amino acids. Lineage: Eukaryota; Metazoa; Chordata; Actinopteri; Istiophoriformes; Xiphiidae. Gene Ontology annotation, cellular component: cytoplasm; prefoldin complex.